Messenger RNA from Brachypodium distachyon (stiff brome), 2253 nucleotides. Its product is annotated as TOM1-like protein 6. The record is from RefSeq and is a predicted model, not a curated record. Bases 203 to 2074 code for a protein of 623 amino acids. Gene Ontology annotation, molecular function: phosphatidylinositol binding; ubiquitin binding. NCBI's taxonomy places the organism in Eukaryota, Viridiplantae, Streptophyta, Magnoliopsida, Poales, Poaceae. The transcript has 9 exons. Gene Ontology annotation, biological process: protein transport to vacuole involved in ubiquitin-dependent protein catabolic process via the multivesicular body sorting pathway.
UCCUCGCCUCUUCCAAUUUCGCUAGCCCACCUGCCCAUCCUCGCCCCGUCCGUCUCUCCUCCUCGUAAAAGGAAGCGGAAAAGUCGAAGAAUCUUUCGAGCUCCGUACCGCAGAACGAUUCCCAAAGCCCCAACGCCGCCGCCGCGGAAUUAGCUGCCGGGAGGGAGGCGGCCGUCGUGACCUCAGGGCUGCGUCUCCGGUGAUGUAUCCGGUGGCGACGGGCUUGCCGCCGGCGCGGCUGCCGGCGGCGUCGCGGGUGGACAAGGCGACCAGCCACCUGCUGCAGGGGCCGGACUGGGCCGUCAACCUAGAAAUCUGCGACACUCUCAACGCCGACCGAUGGCAAACAAAAGAUGUGGUGAAAGCAGUGAAGAAGCGGUUGCAGAAUAAGGACCCCAAAGUUCAAUUCUUCACUCUGACGCUGUUGGAGACAGUGAUGAAGAACUGUGGUGAAUAUGUCCAUUUUGAAGUUGUUGAGCAGCAUGUUUUAACAGAAAUGGUUAAAAUUGUCCAGAAGAAGCAUGAUAUGCAAGUGAAGGAUAAGAUAUUGAUACUUCUGGACUCAUGGCAAGAAGCAUUCGGUGGUCCUGGGGGCAAAUAUCCACAAUAUUACUGGGCAUACAUUGAACUAAAGAGGUCAGGAGUAAUGUUCCCACGUCGUCCUAUAGAUGCCCCUCCUAUAUUUACUCCACCCGCAACACAUCAUUCUCAGCCCUAUGGUUCACCUACAUAUCCUGCUGGAAGUCUGAAUGACAGAAUGGCAUCUGAAGCUGAAACAUUGAGUUUAGGGGACUUGAAUAAUAUUAGAGAUGCAGCGGAACUUCUGUGUGAUAUGGUGAAUGCUUUGAAUCCUGCCGAUCGCAUGGCUGUUAAAGAUGAAAUUGUUACAGAGAUUGUCAGCCAAAGUCGUUCGAAUCAACAAAAGCUCAUGGGGUUUAUCAGUUCAACAGGGAAUGAGGAGCUACUGAAACAAGGCCUAGAAAUAAAUGAUCGUCUACAAAGUGUACUUGCAAAACACGACGCCAUUGCUUCUGGUGCUCCUUUACCAGUUGAAACACCAAGUAGACAUGAGAUACCCAGAGAGGAAACAGUACUACAGCCGUCUGCACCUCCAAUUGCACAUAAUGAGGCUCCAGUUGAAGAGGAUGAAGAGGACGAGUUUGCUCAGAUAGCAAAAAGAAAAAACAAAUCUGUGAUAAGCAGCGAUGAGGGAUCAUCAAGUGCCGGUGAUCAUGCUCUUAUACCCAUUGAUGAAGCACCUUCCGAAGCCUCAUCUUCUGUUGCGAGCAAUGCACUGGUUCCUGUUGAGUCAGCUAGUGGUACUCGGACAAAAGAGCAGGAUAUGAUCGACCUUUUAAGCCUCACGUUAUACAGUCCUCCAGAAGCAUCUACAGAUUCUUCAACACAGAGCCAGAAUGAGACUCAGCAUAUUCCCACGUCAAAUGGGGCAGCAUUACCUCCAAACUAUCAGCCUGCGUCAUUGGAUGGACCGCAUUACCCUUCCAACCAGCAGGUAUAUCCAACAAAUCAGGGAUACAGUACAUACAACAAUUAUGUUGCACCCUGGGCCCAAACUGAACAGAACACACAGGCUGCAGCAUAUCCUACCCAGGCCCCACAAUAUGCAUCUAGCUAUCCGGCGCCACCAUGGGCCAUGCCUACAAGUGCCAACUCCAUUAAUCCUUUUCAGCCUGCCACAUACCAAAUGCCGACUCCUCCUGUUCCUUCUGUUGCCUCAACAGUUAACUAUCCAGUUCUUUCAUCCCCAUAUGCUGCUCCACAAAUGCACCAUGCGCCAUCUCCAACCACCAAAGCCAGUCCUAUGCAACAGCAUAGCUCUCUUGUUUCUCAAACAAACAAUGCCCUCGCCCUUGCUCCGGAUGUUCGAAUGAAUGGAAUUCAAAAGCCCAAAGAAGCACCAGCGGCAGCAGCCAAACCCUACUACAUGCCAGACAAUCUAUUUGGUGAUUUGAUUGAUGUGAAGAGUUUUGGUGCUGGAGGUAAGAUAAGCAGAUCAACGAACAUGCCUAGUCCAAAGGGUGGCGGUCAACCUAUGAUAGGUGGAAAGAAAUAGGUUUCACAAGUUCAGAUUAGUUGCUACUGUUGUUUGGCUUGUACAUUUGAUGUAUAUUCGUUCAGGUCAUAUUGGUUAUUACAUUGUUCAAUUUCGUGGUCGCCGUAUGUGUAUCCUGAGAUGGUAGAGCAUAAUUUCUGUAAAUGGUUUGUUUCAACCGUUGGUUGUUUCUGUCCUAA